Molecule: messenger RNA, 507 nt
Organism: Bombina bombina (fire-bellied toad)
Lineage: Eukaryota; Metazoa; Chordata; Amphibia; Anura; Bombinatoridae
Product: gastrula zinc finger protein XlCGF26.1-like
Exons: 1
Coding region: 1-507 (168 amino acids)
Source: RefSeq, a predicted model, not a curated record
AUGGACAAACCUUAUCCAUGUACAGAGUGUGAGAGAAGUUUUACACGAAAAAGCUAUCUCCUAUCUCAUCAAAUGAUUCAUACAGGAGAGAAACCUUAUCCAUGUACAGAGUGUGAUAAAAGCUUUACACGAAAAGACCGUCUGCAACUUCACCAAAGCAUUCACACAGGGGAGAAACCAUUCACAUGUACAGAAUGUCCUCAGACCUUUGCAAGAAAAGAUUAUCUUCGAGCUCACAAAAAGGUUCAUACAGGGGAGAAACAAUUUACAUGUCCCGAGUGUGGCAAAAGCUUUACAGAUAAGAGAAGUCUUCAGUUACAUGAAAUGAUUCACACAGGGGAGAAACCUUUUGAAUGCACAGAGUGUGACAAAAGCUUUAAAGAUAAGAGGACUGUUCAGAAACAUAGAGCAACUCACACAGGGGAAAAACCUUUCAAAUGUAAUGAUUGUGGUAAAGGUUUUUCUGCAAAAAUUUCACUUAUAAGACAUCUGGUGAUUCAUACAUAG